Dalotia coriaria is the source of this 4791-nucleotide messenger RNA. RefSeq names its product strawberry notch (gene sno). The record is from RefSeq and is a predicted model, not a curated record. The coding region runs from base 233 to 4402 and encodes 1389 amino acids. Gene Ontology annotation, molecular function: histone binding; chromatin DNA binding. NCBI's taxonomy places the organism in Eukaryota, Metazoa, Arthropoda, Insecta, Coleoptera, Staphylinidae. Gene Ontology annotation, cellular component: nucleus. The transcript has 6 exons. Gene Ontology annotation, biological process: regulation of DNA-templated transcription.
UGGUGUGCAGUUGUUUCGUAAAUGGCGUCGUGCGUGCAGCACGUUGGGGCAGAGCGCGCGUGAAAAUCGUUCACCAUUUGCGAACGACGCAUCGAAUAUCUCCACAAUCACGAGUAAAACGUUCAGUGUUAAAUUCUCUAUCAUCCAGUGUUGGUUUCACUCGAGCAGCGGGCCAACCAACGACAGAAAACGUAUUGAGAAAUCCGCCAGGCAUCAUUAAACACUUAUAACGAUGGAUAACAAUGAUGAAUCAUCCGGUUCAGACUUUGAUGAGGAUGAGGAUCCUGAUAAAAUUCAAGUUCCAGGAGGUGGGAAGACACUGGCUGCAGCUGCAGGCCUGCCAGAGCCUAAACAAGAAGUUAAGCCAGUGCUCACUCAACAGCAGAUCAAUUUGAACAAGAUGGGAGGAAUGGGUGCGAAUCGCAGCAUGGCGAGUCUUGCGAAAAUGCAGGGAAUGGGGGAUAUGUUGUCCUGGCCCAAGGGGCAGAUGAACAUACAAAAUAUGGGUUUAGGUAACAUAGGCUCAACACCGUACAACAUGGGCGGUGUAUCAGCAAUGGCGAACAUGCUGAACGGCCUUGGGCCAAUGAAUCUCGCCAAUAUGUUCACCAGCGGCGCUGCAGGUGGCGGUGGCGGCGUAGCUACGUGCACGACACCUGCUACGGCACCAACUCCAGGCAACCAGACGAACACCUCACCGGGCAUCGGUGCUGGGUUUAAUGCUGCACAAUUCAUGCAGCAAAUGGAGCUGGCAACAAUGGAAAUGAACAACCAGUACAUGCAGAACCCUUUCUGGAACCAACUCUCAUCACUCCUCUACUCACAGGGCGGCCCCAACGCACCAAACAUGCCCGGUCAUUGGGGCACCCACCAACUAAGCAACAAAACCGUAGCUUCUAUGUGGAUGAACGCAGAUCCAGCGAAAUUCGCCGGUAUGAUGAUGCCCACACCACAACAACAAGAAGAGGAAGAAGUAGACGAAGAAGAAAUGGGCGUUGCUGAAACCUACGAGGAUUACAUGCCAAGUAAACUCAAACUUGGGCGGAAACAUCCCGAUCAAGUCGUGGAAACCGCCUCACUCAGCAGUGUAGCACCCGCUGACGUCUGGUAUAAAUUAUCUUUACCAGAAGAAACAAUCAAAGGCGGCCAUUUAUCCGCUCUACAACUGGAAAGUAUAACUUACGCGUCGCAAUCACACGAACACAUCUUACCGGAUGGUUCACGCGCAGGGUUUCUCAUUGGAGAUGGCGCUGGCGUCGGUAAAGGCCGAACAAUCGCCGGGGUGAUAUAUGAGAAUUACCUCAAAGGUAGAAAGCGCGCCAUCUGGGUGUCAGUGUCCAAUGAUCUGAAAUACGACGCUGAGCGUGACUUGAAAGACAUAGGCGCUGGUAAAGUCGAAGUACACGCGUUGAAUAAAUUCAAAUACGCGAAGAUCUCAUCAGCCAUUAAUGGCAACGUUAAGAAAGGUGUUAUAUUUUCUACUUACUCUGCGUUAAUAGGUGAAAGCAGUUCGGCGGGUGGAAAAUACAAAACCCGCUUGAAGCAGUUACUCCAAUGGUGCGGCGCUGAUUUCGACGGGUUGAUUAUCUUCGAUGAAUGCCAUCGCGCGAAGAAUCUCUGCCCAGUCGGAUCAUCAAAACCCACAAAAACAGGUUUGACUGUUUUAGAGAUACAGAAUAAGUUGCCUAAGGCGAGAGUAGUGUAUGCUUCGGCUACAGGCGCAUCAGAACCACGCAACAUGGCGUACAUGGUCCGCCUGGGUAUGUGGGGUGAAGGCACGCCGUUUAAAGAAUUCGUUGAUUUUAUCACAGCGGUUGAGAAGCGCGGCGUAGGCGCGAUGGAAAUCGUCGCCAUGGAUAUGAAACUCCGCGGUAUGUAUAUCGCGAGACAAUUGAGUUUCAACGGUGUUACGUUUAAAAUCGAAGAGGUUCCACUACCGAAAGAGUUUGAGAAAGUAUACGAUGCUAGUGUUAAACUCUGGGUGGAAGCCAUGCAGAAGUUUCACGAAGCGGCGGAGUUGAUUGACGCAGCCGCGCGCAUGCGCAAAACAAUGUGGGGGCAGUUUUGGUCGUCGCAUCAGCGCUUUUUCAAGUAUCUGUGUAUAGCUGCGAAAGUGCCGCAUGCGGUUGCGGUGGCGCACGAAGCAAUCAAAUGCGGUAAAUGCGUUGUGAUUGGUCUGCAGAGCACAGGGGAAGCGCGCACGCUCGAACAGUUGGAGCGCGAUGAUGGCGAGCUGUCAGAUUUUGUCUCGACAGCUAAAGGUGUCAUUCAAACACUUGUCGAGAAACAUUUCCCUGCACCAGAUAGAAAUCGUAUACAACGGUUGUUGGGUUUAGACAGUGCUGGUAAUAUUACAGCGAAGAAAAACGGUGAGGAAUCUGCAAAAGACGCUGGGUCAUCAUCUUCGAAUAAAAGGAAGCCAAUGCGCCAAGCGGCAGCCAAAGCAAUCAAACGCAACAAGUGGAGUACAAGCGAUUCGGAGGAAUCUGUAAAUUCCGGUUCGGAUUUUAAACUAUCCGAUAACGAGAGUGAAAUAUCCGAGGAGCACUCAGACAGUGCGCCGAGUAGUGACUUUAACCCCUUCAACUCCGACUCGGAUAGUGAUAAUGAUCCAUGGAGUCGGAAUAAAAAGAAAAAGAAGAAAAAAGUCCCUAAAAAGCGGCCUUCGACACAAGAUAAAAUAUCCCUGCUGCUUGCGCAGAAGCAAGCAGCGAAGAAAACUGUCAAUGGCGGCGCCACAGCGACCGGAGUGACAUCUACAUUAGCUGUCAAUACGUACGCACCACCCAAAGACGCCAUUGAGAAAGCAUGCGCGAUGAAAGAGCAUUUACUGCAACAAAUCGAGCGGCUCGGGGAGAAAUUACCACCGAAUACCCUGGAUCAACUCAUUGAUGAACUCGGCGGGCCUGAAAAUGUCGCUGAGAUGACCGGUCGGAAAGGUCGCGUUGUCCAGACGGAAGAUGGCGGCAUACAAUAUGAAUCCCGGUCGGAGAAUGACGUCCCAUUGGAGACUCUUAAUUUAACCGAGAAACAACGGUUUAUGGAUGGGGAGAAAGACGUGGCGAUCAUAUCCGAAGCGGCGUCUUCGGGUAUUUCCCUGCAGAGUGAUCGUAGAGUACGAAAUCAACGCCGAAGAGUACAUAUUACACUAGAAUUACCCUGGUCUGCCGACAGGGCUAUCCAACAAUUUGGUCGGACACAUCGAUCGAAUCAGGUAAAUGCACCAGAGUAUAUGUUCCUUAUUAGUGACUUGGCCGGCGAGCGAAGAUUCGCCUCCAUUGUAGCCAAGCGAUUGGAAUCACUCGGUGCGUUGACACACGGUGACCGAAGAGCGACGGAAACACGCGAUCUGUCACAGUUCAACAUUGAUAAUAAAUAUGGCCGCACAGCGCUGGAGACUACAAUGAAGACAAUCAUGCGCUAUGAGAGUCCAUUAGUACCACCACCACAAGACUACAAAGGGGAUUUCUUCAAAGAUGUCGCUGGUGCGCUCGUAGGUGUCGGUUUGAUUGUCAAUAGCGAAGCCAUGCCCGGCGUGCUGUCCUUGGACAAGGACUAUAACAAUAUGUCAAAGUUCCUCAAUCGUAUUCUUGGCAUGCCCGUAGAUUUACAAAACAGACUGUUUAAGUACUUUACAGAUACACUAGCGGAGAUUAUUUCACAAGCGAAACGUUCGGGGCGUUUUGAUCUGGGUAUAUUAGAUCUUGGCGCUGGUGGGGAGAAUGUCAAACGUGUGAAAACCGUGACGUUUUUACGGAAACACGCGACGGGCACCGCGCCUACAGAGUUGCAUACCGUUCAGGUUGAACGCGGCAUGUCAUGGGAGGAAGCGCAUGAUAAAUGGUCGGAGUUACCGGGAACUAAAGAAGGUUUCUAUGUGUCGCAUCAAGUGCGUAAUGAUAAACACACAGCGAUACUUGCCGUUGCUGUUGUGACAGGCAAAAAGAAACCAGAGUCGAAAAAAGAGCAGAUGUUUUUGAUACAUCGCCCGAAUACGGGUUUGCAAUUCCGACAGCAGAAUUUGAUUGAGCUGGAGAAGAAGUACACGAAGGUGCAGCCGGAUGAAGCCGAAGAGGCGUGGAAAGCGCAGCACGAGGCGUCGACCACGACGUGUUCGCAUGCGUAUUGGAACGGCAAUUGUCGGAAUGCGAGUGACUGUGAGGUGGGGUUACGUCGACGGACGUAUCACGUGGUCUCCGGUUCGGUGUUGUCCGUGUGGAGUCGUGUCGAGGGUGUGCUCGCCACACGCAGCGCUGUGAACAAUAACAAGAUGCAGGUGAUUCGACUGCGGACUGAUGACGGGCUCAAAAUUGUCGGUACGCUGAUUCCAAAGAAUUGUGUGGAUGCAUUGACUGAGGCGUUGUCCAUGGACGCUGAAAAGGUCGAAGAGAAGACUUUUUAAGCGCGGCGCCGAUGCGAAGUUGUUAAAUUGAUGCGCAGCGCAUGCGCAUGUGUGACAUUGCAUUCAAGAUGGACGACGAUGCGACCAGAAACACAUAGGCUAGACUGAAACUUAUUUAAGCUGUGUUUUUGACGUGACAGGUGGUGAUUCGUGCGCGAACACAAGCGAAUCACGAGGCGACUUGUUGUGUACCAUGUUAAAUGUAUAAAUACAGGGUGUGUUCGAACUUCAUUUCACGCGCUGGCCAUGUUUGACAGAUCGUUUAUUUAUUUGCUCUCGUUCUUGCUGUACAUAGUUACUUUGGUUUAGUUUUAGUUUUAUUUUAAGACGUUUUGUAAUAUAGUCGUGUAUGAGAUGAGAAAAGCAACGCAAAUGAUGGUUUUCAUGCA